Molecule: messenger RNA, 1101 nt
Organism: Dujonia railenensis
Lineage: Eukaryota; Fungi; Ascomycota; Pichiomycetes; Serinales; Debaryomycetaceae
Source: the annotation of a GenBank genome assembly
AUGUUGAAACUUUUUUUGAUAUUGAUACUCUCCAUUGUUUUUUUUGUGAACUAUAGAAACGGCGAAGAAGCAGACGAUAAUACAAAAGCUAUGGGAAAGAGAAGCACACUGAAAUUGAUCCACGCCGUCGAGCAGGCAGAAGGAGCCGGAGCACGAGUCAGGAGAUCUGUAGGGACUAUGAACAACAGAAAAUUCAAUCCCUUCUUGUUGCUUGAUCAUUUUUCAGUCAGCUCAGAUGCUGGAUUCCCUCAGCAUGGUCACAGUGGACAGGAGACCAUUACGUUGGUGUUGAAAGGAGCCAUGGCCCACGAAGAUUUUACGGGAUCUAAGGGUAUUUUGUAUCCUGGAGAUUUGCAGUUCAUGACUGCCGGAAAGGGUGUUGUGCACUCAGAAAUGCCCGUUCAACUAGAGGACAGCAGUGAGAAGACUAUGACCGAAGGUAUUCAACUCUGGGUCGACUUGCCCAAAGCUUUAAGAGAAACGAAACCAAGAUAUAGAGAUUUGAGGUCUUGGGAGAUUCCUGAGGUGUCCACGGCAGAUGGUAAAGUAAACGUGAAAGUUAUUUCUGGUAAGUCGUAUGGUGUUGAAUCUGCCAAGGAUUUAGCUUACACCCCAGUACAGUAUUACUAUGUGACCAUUCAGCCAAAUGGAACCUACACACAAAAGGUACCUACUGACUAUAAUUUCUUCCUUUACGUGUUGAAUGGUCAAAAGGCCGUUGUGAACGAUGAUACUUAUGUUCCUAAACACCACACUCUCUUUUUCGAGGAAGAUGGGGAUGAAGUUGAGGUGACGAACCAAGGUUCAGACGAAAUUGAAUUGGUCUUAGUUGGUGGAGAAGUGUUGAAACAGGAGAGUGUGCAAUACGGUCCCUUUGUUGCGGACUCAGAGGCUCACAUCAAAAAGAAGUUUAUGGACUACCAAUAUGCUAAGAAUGGGUUUGAGCAAGUCAGAACUUGGGAGUCCUUGAUAUCUGCUGGUGUUACUGCUGAUAUGGUGGACGAAUUAGGAGGAAACUUAGAAGAAAGGAAAGAAACUGAGCGCAAGCACUUGGAAGAGAAAGCGAAACGCAGUGAGGGCCUGGUGAGAGAUGAGUUGUAG